Molecule: messenger RNA, 1191 nt
Organism: Macrosiphum euphorbiae (potato aphid)
Lineage: Eukaryota; Metazoa; Arthropoda; Insecta; Hemiptera; Aphididae
Source: the annotation of a GenBank genome assembly
AUGAUAAAUCUCUUUUCAAACGGGAUCAAUAUAAAUGGAAAAAAGUUUUUAUUUUCUAUUGGUCAAAUAAUAUGCGAUGCACCUGCUAAAGCAUUUUUAUUAAAUGUAAUGCAUUUCAACGCUUAUCAUAGUUGUAAUUCUUGCAUUGAAGAGGGAACCUAUAGCAAUAGGAGAGUAUGUUUUUUGGGUACAGAUGCACCUUUAAGAACCAAUGGGUCUUUUCGUCUUAAGAGUGAUGAACAUUAUCAUAAAGGCAUUUGCCCAUUUGAAGAAUUACACAUUGACAUUACUUCGGUUGUAGUUUUAGAAUACAUGCAUAACGUUUGUCUAGGGGUUAUGAAAAGGCUUUUACAAUUCUGGAAAAAUGGUCAAAAACCUGUUCGAUUUUUAAAUAAAGAUUGUGAACAACAAAUUUCAAAUGAACUAGUUAACUUACACCCACAUUUACCUUCUGAGUUUAAUCGAUUGACUCGAUCACUAGAUGAAGUUGAAUAUUGGAAGGCAACAGAGUAUCGUACAUUUUUAUUAUAUACAGGUCAUAUUCUGUUAAAAGGCCGGAUAAAAUCUUCACUUUAUCAACAUUUUUUACUUCUGCAUAGUGCAAUUAAAAUAUUAAUCUCAAAUGAAACUUGUUUUUCCUUAAAUGACCUGGCCAAUAACUUAUUAAAACAAUUUGUUAAAGAUUACCCCAAUUUAUAUGGAGAGGAAUAUGUAACAUAUAACGUUCACGGACUAAUACAUAUAUCUAAUUUUGUAAAAAUACAUGGUCCACUUGAUCAAUUUAGUGCGUUUAAGUUUGAAAAUUAUUUGCAAAUAAUUAAGAAAACCAUUCACAGUGCAAAAUUUCCCCUACAAGAUGUAUAUAAUAGAGUCAUUGAGCAACAGUUUUAUUCAGAUGUACAUAAUAUAAAAUAUCCCAUACUUAAAAAAGAAAUACCUUAUGAUUCUUAUACACAUAAAGAUAUUACUAUAACAUUAUAUGAGAAUGUUAUACUUAAAAAAUUUAAAGUUAGCUCCACUAAACUGCGUGAUAAAUUUUUUUUUUGUCUAACAAGAAGAUUAUUGUACCUGUUGAAAAAAUUAUGCUGUAUAGAAAUGGAAAAAUUCUUCUUGAAGUCAAUCAAUAUGAAAAUAUUUCUCCUAUUUUCACUAGUCCUUUGUCAUCAGAUGUCAUUGGAAAUUAUUUUGUGA